Molecule: messenger RNA, 350 nt
Organism: Saccostrea cuccullata (small rock oyster)
Lineage: Eukaryota; Metazoa; Mollusca; Bivalvia; Ostreida; Ostreidae
Product: prolactin regulatory element-binding protein-like
Exons: 2
Coding region: 9-347 (112 amino acids)
Biological process (GO): protein secretion
Cellular component (GO): endoplasmic reticulum membrane
Molecular function (GO): GTPase activator activity; protein binding; guanyl-nucleotide exchange factor activity
Source: RefSeq, a predicted model, not a curated record
AGAGAGCGAUGGCGUCUGCAAAAGGUGGACUGUUGGCACGUUCCGAUUUUCCUCUGUAUGCUGUUAAAGCCCUAGACGAACGCCAUUUUCUUGUAGCUGGUGGCGGUGGAGCAGCAAAGACGGGUGUACCAAAUGCCAUUGAAGUAUAUGAAGUAAAGUUCUUAUCAGAAAAAGCUGUCGCUGGAAGCAUAUGCAGACAUGAUACAGGUUCCAAAUCCAUAAUGAAUGGCUGUGUUGUGUAUGAUGGCAGGAAAAACCUCUUUGCAGCUGGUCUGGAUGAUGAAUGCCACAUAUACUCACUGAAAUAUAAAGUUGGAUCUCCAGAGAAAAAGGAGAAAGGUAUUUGAGAA